Boleophthalmus pectinirostris (great blue-spotted mudskipper) is the source of this 795-nucleotide messenger RNA. RefSeq names its product ISG15 ubiquitin like modifier (gene isg15). The record is from RefSeq and is a predicted model, not a curated record. The transcript is spliced from 2 exons. Gene Ontology annotation, cellular component: cytoplasm; nucleus. Gene Ontology annotation, biological process: modification-dependent protein catabolic process; protein ubiquitination. Bases 157 to 624 code for a protein of 155 amino acids. Lineage: Eukaryota; Metazoa; Chordata; Actinopteri; Gobiiformes; Gobiidae. Gene Ontology annotation, molecular function: ubiquitin protein ligase binding; protein tag activity.
GUCAGUCUCCUAAGUGGGAAAACGAAUCUUACCGUGGGUGUGUCCUAACAGCUGAGCUGUGUAUAAAAAUUCUGAGUUCUCAGCACCCUCACACUCAGCACCCUCACCAUUGAAAAGCAUUUGUUAAUCCUGAUAGAAUUAUACAAGCUUGUCCUGAUGGAUAUCACGGUCAAAAUGCUAAAUGGGAAUUCUGUCAAGCUGACGGUGAACCCCGGGGACACUGUGGCUUCCUUGAAGCGCCUCAUUCAGAGACAUUUGAAUGUCGCCCCGCAGUGCCAGAAGCUCACCAUCAGCAACGGGCAGGUCAGAAUCCUCCAAGAUAACUCCAGACCACUGAGUUAUUAUGGAUUAGCGCCUGGCUCAAAUGUGUCCCUUCUGGUGGUCGAACCAACAACUGUCCAAGUAUUUCUGAAGAACGAAAAGGGUCUGACCAGCACCUAUGACAUCGACCCGGAUGAGACCGUGCAAAGCUUCAAAAGUAAAGUGUUCUCCAGAGAGAAGGUCCCUGUGGACCAGCAGAGGCUCAUCUACGAGGGCAAAGAAAUGAUGAACGGCAGACUUACAGACUACGGCGUCGAAGCACUUGGGACCAUAUACCUGACUCUGCGCCUGCGAGGAGGUUAAGGACUCUCCCCACUUAUUUAGAAUGAUUUUAUUUAACCUCUCAUUGAUAAUUUAUAAUAUUUCACUUGUUCCUGAUUCAUUUAUUGUAGAUUCAUUUUGCUAUAUAGCUACAUUUGUGACUAUAAUCUGUGUUUAUUCUCUUUGACUAAAUAAAGUUAUUAUAUGUAAGAA